This is a messenger RNA of Microthlaspi erraticum, 294 nucleotides long. The record is from the annotation of a GenBank genome assembly. NCBI's taxonomy places the organism in Eukaryota, Viridiplantae, Streptophyta, Magnoliopsida, Brassicales, Brassicaceae.
AUGGCCUGGUGGAGGAAGAACAAGUCACAAUCUGUUAUUGAAGAACAGAGGUUGGUGAGAGGCAAAGAGAGAGGAGGGAUGUUAUUAGAAGAUGUCAUCAAAUGUUGCGAUGGAAAAUCCAAUCCCAUCAAAUUCUUCUCCGCCACUCAGAUCUUGAAAGCCACCAACGAGGCCUGCAAAUGCAAUAUCCCCAAUAUGAUACAAAUAUCUUUAUUUUCUGUAAGUGUACACGUGUUUCCGGAUUAUCUGCUUAUGGGACUUGGUGUUCAGGUACGCUCGAUGACCACUGCAUGA